Clonostachys rhizophaga is the source of this 1356-nucleotide messenger RNA. Lineage: Eukaryota; Fungi; Ascomycota; Sordariomycetes; Hypocreales; Bionectriaceae. The record is from the annotation of a GenBank genome assembly.
AUGCCAGCUGCUGUUGAAGCUAAUGCUAAGCGCACACUGCUUCUGUCCGAGUCCGCUCGGACUUUGGAUAAGCUCAACAGGCAGCACAGUGUCGGUGGAAUCAACUCCCUCCCAGUCUAUAUUGUCGAGGGCAAAGGCUCCCGCCUGAUUGAUUCCGAUGGUAAUGAACUGAUUGAUUUUAUCUGCGGCUUUAGUGCCUCCAACCUGGGCCAGCAGCACCCACGAAUUCUUGAGACGCAGAUCAACACGGUGAAUAAAAUCACGCUGGCCAACAUCGCCGGCCAAUCCCAUCUUUGGCCAAUCGUGGCUAAAGAACUCUGCGAAAAGUUCAAAUACGACAAGGUAGUGUCCAUGACUACAGGUUCGGAGGCCACCGACACAGCCUGCAAGCUGGCCCGCGGAUGGGGUGUCAGCGUCAAGAAGAUCGAUCCCCGGGAGGUCCUUGUCCUGGGCACAUCGGAAAACUACCAUGGCACGCUGUCGGGAGUGUGGCCCCUGAUGGAACCUGAGGCUGGCUGGGAAGAGUACGCCACCUUUAGCAAGAAUAUGACAAAUAUCAAUCCCUCAAACGGAAAAGUCCUCCGUUAUCUGCAUCCCGAGGACUAUGCCGAGAUCUUUGAGCAAAUGCAUGAACGUAUUGCCGCAGUCAUCAUGGAGCCACUUCAUGGCCUUGCGAGAUCAAUGGAUGAGGAGAUCAACUUCUGUAUCGAAGUGCGCCAACUGUGCAAGAAAUACAAUGUUCUAUUUAUCGCAGAUGAAGUCCGUAUGGGAUCUUGCAAGACUGGCAAGUUUCUGAGCUCUGACUGGAUGGGGCCGGAAAAUAAGCCAGACAUGAUCACAAUUGGCAAAUCAAUCGCCGGGGGAGCCUAUCCGUCCUCGUUUGUCCUUGGCCCGAACGAAGUCAUGAACAAGAUGAAACCAUAUCACUCUGUUAGCACCUUCUCCAUGUCGGUCAUGGCAUGUGCUGCUGUCAGGACAGCUCUUCGCGUGUAUGAGGAGGAGAGAUUGGCCGACCGCGCUCGAGCCAUUCACGAGAAAUGGGUCAAAGAGACUUCAACCUGGAAUUUCCCUUGGCUGCGAUAUGCGCCUGCUUUCGGUGCCGAUAUCAAUCUUCUCUUGGAUCCAGAAUAUGAAAAGCGCCCCGAGAAUAUUUCGCCUCGUCGCUUCUCUAUUUUGUGUGCGAGCAAGGGAUUGCUUGUGUUCCCUGGACCGAAUGGCCGAGUCCGGCUGGGUGUCGCCUUGACAAUCAGUGACGAGGAUUUACUCAAGGGAUUCCAGAUUCUCAAGGAAGCUCUAGAGGAGCUACCUCUGUACGGCGAAAUUGAAGGUUCUGAGGAAACACAGGGUGCUUUCUAA